CUCGCGAGGGUCGUACGAGAAAGAGAAACUGCAUUUCAGGCAAUCGCCAUUUUGGAUCUAUCCCCGCGUUGUUGCUCAAAUGCAUAAAUGCAAGCGCUCUUGUAUUGAGCCGAAAUGAUGUCAGUUUCCCCAUAGCCCUGUCUCAAUUUCACCCCCCCCCCUCCCAUCCUGUCUCCUAAAGAUGGCGUCUGGCGGUGCAGGUAGCAGGGUCUCCUGCGGGAGAGAUUUGAGUUGUGUUCCCGAAGUGGCGGAUACCCUUGCGGCGGUCGCCAAAUUGGGCUUUGAUUUCCUGUGCAUGCCGCUUUUCCACCCACGGUUCCGAAGGGAGUAUGAACUGGACCCUGCUAAGUCACGGCCCGGAGCCCAAACACGCUCUGACCUGCUGUUAUGUGGCAGAGAUUGGAACACUCUUAUCGUGGGAAAGCUGUCACCCUGGAUUGAGACAGACUCCGAGUUGACCACAGAACGCAGGAAUUCAGAAGCAGCACUGGUUCAGGAGCUCAGUUUCUGUGCUUAUCUGGGGCUGCCAGCUUUCAUGAUCCCCCUAAGUGGUCCACAUUGUGCCAACCUGGCUCGAAUCCUGCUCAACCACAUCCACACAGGACACCACUCUUGCAUGUUUUGGAUACGCGUUCCACUGUUAGCUCCCGAGGACACGCGUGAAGAUCUCAUCGAGAACGAGCCAUUUAAACAAAUGGAUGAUGGCAGCAAUGAUGAGAAGACCUGGGCAUGGUGGCACUCAUUCAGAACACUCUGUGACUAUAACAAGAGGAUUUGCCUUGCUAUCGAAAUUGGAGAAGACCUGCCGUCUGACACACUGAUCGACAAGUGGCUUGGAGAGCCAAUCAAAGCAGCCAUUCUCCCCACCAGCAUAUUUCUAACCAAUAAAAAAGGGUUUCCAGUUCUUUCAAAAGCCCAUCAGCGAAUCAUCUUCCGCCUCUUCAAGCUGGAGGCUCAGUUUAUUUUCACAGGGGAAAACCGCCACAAUGAGAAAGAUUUGCGCUCGUACCUUCAGUAUCUUGAGUACCUGAACCAAAACCGUCCAGCGCCUAAUGCCUAUGAGCUCUUCGCCAAAGGCUAUGAAGAUUACCUUCAGUCACCUCUGCAGCCUUUAAUGGACAAUUUGGAAUCACAGACGUAUGAAGUUUUCGAAAAGGAUCCCAUCAAAUAUUCACAGUACCAACAGGCUGUAUAUAGAUGUCUGCUGGACAGAGUUCCUGAAGAACAGAUAGAAACCAAUGUGCAGGUGUUGAUGGUACUAGGUGCAGGUCGUGGUCCACUGGUAAACGCCUCACUUCGCGCUGCAAAACAGGCUAAGAGGAAACUGCGCGUAUAUGCCGUUGAGAAGAACCCAAAUGCUGUUGUCACGCUGGAGAACUGGAAAUUUGAGGAGUGGGGUGAUCAGGUGACUGUUGUGUCAUGUGACAUGAGGGAAUGGACGGCUCCAGAGAAAGCAGACAUCAUUGUGAGCGAGCUUUUAGGGUCAUUCGGAGACAAUGAGCUUUCACCCGAGUGCCUUGAUGGAGCACAGCAGUUCCUCAAAGAUGAUGGCAUAAGCAUUCCCUGCUCUUACACAUCUUUCCUGGCUCCGCUGUCCUCUUCUAAACUUUAUAAUGAAGUGCGUGGGUGUCGGGAGCGAGACAAAGACCCUGAGUGCCAUUUUGAAACACCGUAUGUUGUCAGACUACACAACUUCCACCAACUUGCAGACCCCAAACCCUGCUUCACCUUUGUACAUCCCACCACAGAUAUGAAUAAUAACCGGUAUCAAUGUCUACGAUUCUCCAUUGGAUGUAAUUCAGUGCUUCACGGCUUUGCUGGAUACUUCGAGGCCACACUCUACAAAGAUGUCACACUCAGUAUAAAACCUGAAACACACUCUCCUGGGAUGUUCUCCUGGUUCCCCAUCCUAUUCCCUUUGAAACAGCCGAUCCCGCUGUCCUGUGGGGAUAGUGUGAGUGUGAGGUUCUGGAGGUGUAACAAUGGAAAGAAGGUCUGGUAUGAAUGGGCUGUGACUGAGCCUGUGUGCUCCGCCAUUCACAACCCUGCCGGGCGCUCUUACACCAUCGGCCUGUAGCAAGACUCACAUGCUGACAUCUACUGACACAUGGGGUUACACUGACUUGUUUUGUGUCUUUUUUUUUUUUUUUUUUU
Messenger RNA from Carassius carassius (crucian carp), 2154 nucleotides. RefSeq names its product protein arginine N-methyltransferase 5-like. The transcript has 16 exons. The record is from RefSeq and is a predicted model, not a curated record. Gene Ontology annotation, biological process: peptidyl-arginine N-methylation; regulation of DNA-templated transcription. Gene Ontology annotation, cellular component: nucleus; cytosol. Bases 182 to 2077 code for a protein of 631 amino acids. Lineage: Eukaryota; Metazoa; Chordata; Actinopteri; Cypriniformes; Cyprinidae.